Corythoichthys intestinalis (scribbled pipefish) is the source of this 4158-nucleotide messenger RNA. RefSeq names its product zinc finger protein Eos-like. Gene Ontology annotation, biological process: regulation of transcription by RNA polymerase II. Gene Ontology annotation, molecular function: RNA polymerase II cis-regulatory region sequence-specific DNA binding; DNA-binding transcription factor activity. The transcript has 9 exons. NCBI's taxonomy places the organism in Eukaryota, Metazoa, Chordata, Actinopteri, Syngnathiformes, Syngnathidae. Bases 189 to 1871 code for a protein of 560 amino acids. The record is from RefSeq and is a predicted model, not a curated record.
GAGGAAGUGCUGCUGGCCGGGAAUGUCGUCGUCAUAAACCAAAACAAGCAGAUGCAAAAACCGAAUAACCUCACUCGUCGCCCUUACCUGGCAUAGGUUUAUGUUGAAGAAAAUGUUUUUCAGUCAAAGCAAGUUUCUUACAUGCUGUAAACACAGACCAACUUCAUAGCUUUGGGCCAAAAUCUAGUAUGGACGUUGAUGACUGCAAUGGCCAGUCUUACAUGUCAGUUAGUGGAGACUCCUCAACCGAAAGAGAGUUUUCAGGGGGCCUCGGUGGUCCGACAGUAAGCACCCCAAACAGUAAGGGACCGUCACCUCACCGCUCUCUCAGUGCAAAUUCCAUUAAAGUAGAGCUGUACAGUGAUGAAGACCCUGGUCCUAGUAACGAUGAUGAGCGAGUGGAACGUGUUGAGGAAGGAGGUCUGGAUCACGGAACUGAGGCACCUGGUUAUAGGGAGCUUGCCAAUCAUGACAAUAUCAGACUGCCCAAUGGAAAGCUUAAGUGUGAUAUCUGUGGAAUGAUCUGCAUCGGACCCAAUGUUCUCAUGGUUCACAAACGCAGCCACACAGGUGAGCGGCCAUUCCAGUGUAAUCAGUGUGGUGCCUCCUUCACUCAAAAAGGAAACCUUCUACGUCAUAUCAAGCUGCACUCUGGUGAGAAGCCCUUUAAAUGUCCUUUGUGCAACUAUGCCUGCAGAAGAAGAGAUGCACUUACUGGCCAUCUUCGCACUCAUGCUGUAUCCUCUCCAACUGUUGGGAAGCCAUAUAAGUGCAGCUACUGUGGUCGCAGUUAUAAGCAACAGAGCACCUUGGAGGAGCACCUCGAACGCUGCUACAACUACUUACAGAGCGUGGAGUCAAAGCGGCCGAGUAGUGCUCAGCAUCUAGGAGAGGAGAUGAGGGAGAUGGAGUACAUACCAGACUCCCCACUUCAUGCCUCCUCAGACAAGAUGGCGUUUAUUGAUCGGCUCGCCGGCAGCGUCACCAAGCGCAAAAGAUCCAUGCCACAGAAAUUUGCAGGACAGAAGCACAUACAUCGUGGAAAUGCACCUUAUGAGCUUGAUGCUGAUUUGGAUAAAGAUGGAGACACGCAUCCUGGAGACUUGGAAGCUCUACAUGUUCCUGGAGGAGAACUUGCUGGGGUAGCUGGCAGUGGGGGAAGUGGGGGGAUGGCAGACACACUGCAGCCUCUCCAUCUCCCCACCACUCAUCCUUCAUGUUUAUCCGAACUUCGAUCCAUGCACAGUGCCACUUACGCGUCGGGCGCGCUUAGCCUGAGGCUAGACUGCCCGGUAGCGAGUCACGGGGCCGUAGGAGUGGGGAGAAGGGAGGUGGCGGAGGGCCAUGAAGAUUUGCCCGUGGGUAGAAGUCAAGCAACCUCCCCCAGCAACGGUUGCCAGGACUCUACGGACACAGAAAGCAUGCCUGAUGAGCCUUGCAACAGCACAGCUCUUGGUCCGACCCUGCACAAGAACAAUGGGCAUCAUCUCCACAAUGCGGGUCCUCCUCCGCACUAUAAGAUUUGGGACACACAUAGCCCUGGCAACACCAAAGACAGGGAGGUGAAAAGAGAGGAUGGAGGUCACCACGCGCCCCCUCCAUCUGGCCCUGCCCCGACGCCCAGUUCACCUACGGCCCCCUCGUCCACCUCGAGGGAGACUCUGCGAGUGGUGGACGGCGAGGGGCGAACAGUGCGCCACUUCCGCUGCGACCACUGCCGCGUGCUCUUUUUGGACCACGUCAUGUUUACCAUCCACAUGGGUUGCCACGGAUUUCGCCAGCCUUUCGAGUGUAACAUCUGUGGCCACAGGAGCCAAGACCGCUAUGAGUUUUCUUCGCACAGUGUACGCGGUGAGCACAUCCUGGAUUGAGGAAAAGUUCAGACGAGCUCUGCCUGGCUCGGUUUGGUCUGCACAGCACAAAGGAAACAUAUUAUCCAUCAUAAUGCACUUUGAAAAUGUCUUUUACACGCACUUUCCCAUCCACACAUGUGCCUUGCGCCCAAAUUCAGGAUUCCCGCCUGAUGCACAUACUGUGGUUGACCAAUCUGACCUGAAACCUCUUGAGCACUUUAACUGAUUCAUCCUAAAAGGUAAAAUGUGAAGACAUUUUCCUCUUUAAAAGAAAUGGCCCUUAGAACCUCAUAUUAACAUUCACUAUCAAGCUCUUAGUCCUUGUUCUGAGUGCAGACCAAAUUCCAGAGCCAGGUCAAAGUCCAUGAGACUCGUUUAAAAAAGAUGUCUGUGAAUUAUGAAUGCACUUUUUGUUUUGUAUCAAGUGGUGGUGUGAUAGAAGUGAGUACGUAUUUGAGAUGCCCUUCAAUUUUUUGGAGUUAGCUAGAAAGUGUUGUGUGCAAUGAAGGCCUUUACUUGGACGACUUGACUUGUGUUUUCGUGUGUUUUCAAUGAUUUGUUCUAUGACUGCUUAUGUUGCACUGAUAUUUGCCAGAAUAUCCUGAUUAAACUGUUUUACAGAAUAAAAAUAAAAUGAGGAAAAAUGUCACUGCCGCUGAGGGUGGUGGGUCUUUAUGAUCCUAAUUAGUGAAAUCUGUGAAAUCAGAAAUUCAGUUGCAACUCUGCUGCUAUGUUUGUAUUGUGCCUUCCCUUAUCGUAAUUAGAAUUCAAUGCUAAGAGCUAAAGCUAUGAACUAACAAUCAUCUCAAAAAUAAAUUUAUGUCAGUUACCAAAGAAUUUAAGAUCAUAAGUUGUGUCAAAAUACACGUAGACAGGAUUCUUAUAGAUCUCUAAAAGGUGAAAAAAAAAUCCCAGUUAAAAGAUUAAAUCUGAAAUUGGAGAGGUCACGGACAAGUUUUGUUUUCAUUUUUAGAAGGGUGUUGUCCCUCUUCAAAGUUUUUACGGUAACAUGACGUCAAUUUUGAAGGGUAUGCCAGAACAAGCGAAGGUUUAUUAUUAUGACUGUUUUUGCACCUCUCAAGCUAGUCCUUGCAAAAUAUUAAGCACAAAUAUAUCCAGCCAAGAAAUGACAGUCCAGCAGCAAUUGCAAGAAAUGAACCAAUUCAAACCUCACAAUCAUCAUUUUUUGUAAAUAGACUUACAUGUUCGUGUGUAUUUUCUUAACCUUUGUAAAAGUGAAUUUACUGAUUAAUGCCCAAAAUGGUGGGAAUUUUUUUUUCGUUUUGAUUCCAAGUGAAGUGGACAUUUUGCCAUUUUAUUGUGAAAAGUACUCUAUGCUACCUGCUAUGUUGAACAAGACAUGACUACGAGAAGUUUUUACCAGCUUUAAAUAUUGUAAAUCAGUUGAGCUUUAUGCUUGUUACAUGUGGACAAUAUGAAGUUGUCUGUAUAAACCUAGAUGUGAAUGAACAAGUGCAAAGAUUCCAGAUCAAUUCCAAAUGGAAGGCAAACAAAGCUUCACUAUUAUCAUUUUCAUGUCUAGCUUUAUUUACCUAGUGAUCAGACGAUUUUACCAAGAAAUGUGUUCUCUGCUUAAUACUUGCUGUGGUAACUACUGGAAGGGGCCUACGUGUUAAAGAUGUGCUGGUGUGCUUCCUGUAUCUAGUAGAUAUUGUGCCUUCAUUAUAGUGUUUGCAACUAUUCACCUUGUGCUUGCAGUCCAGCUUCGUGACCUGCUCACCACCAGCUUUCCCCUUGCUAGAAGAUUCCCACCUUUUAAACCCAGAUGCCCAUAGGAUAUAAUGCUGCUGCUACGAGCCAAAGAAAACUCCCUGCAGACAUUAAACCUUUGCUGGCUUUGUCGAUUACCAUUUAUAAAAGAUCAUUUAAAUGAGCUAUUGGAUAGCACCUAUCCUCCUUGAUGCAUGUCCUACCAGUUAUCAGCCCCACAAGGGUGUCUGCAAAGUCUUGAGCACAUCACAUUUUGAGUUUUAUCUGAAUUUUGCAAAGCACAUUAAAUUAUGCAUUGAAAAUGUUGGAAAACAUGUUGAAAAUAUUCAAUUUUACAAUUUAACAGUUACUCAUUUUACCAUGUAGCCAGACUUUACGGACACUCUCUACUUGUUAAAAGUUUUAAUCCCUUGGGUUUUUGUAAUCCUCACAGCCUGUAAAUGACCUGGUAUCACUUUUAAUUAAUGCAAAUUCUUAAAUGUAACAGACAGUUAUGCAUUUCAGUACUUGGAUCCUAAUUACUCUAAGUUUUGUACUGUAAGGCUUUACUCCAAAUAAAAAAAUCACCUAUUAA